Molecule: messenger RNA, 622 nt
Organism: Pyrus x bretschneideri (Chinese white pear)
Lineage: Eukaryota; Viridiplantae; Streptophyta; Magnoliopsida; Rosales; Rosaceae
Product: protein RSI-1-like
Exons: 3
Coding region: 59-343 (94 amino acids)
Source: RefSeq, a predicted model, not a curated record
AAAUAACCCCACAAAUCUUCCACCAGAAAGCAGUUCUCUUCGCUCUUCACUCACAGCAAUGGCAGCAAGUCGAUACACCUCCGUCUUGAUCCUGGUUUCUCUGCUUGUUCUACUCACAUUCUCUCACGUAGCUGAGGCUUACAAGACGCUUCCUCAGUCAGCGUGCACACCGAGAUGUAAGAACCGUUGCUCGGCGACAUCGCACAAGAAGCCGUGCAUGUUCUUCUGCGAGAAGUGCUGUGCCAAAUGCAAAUGUGUUCCUCCGGGCGUCGUUGGCAACAAGCAAAUGUGCCCUUGCUACAACAACUGGAAGACCCAAGAAGGACGACCCAAAUGCCCUUAAAUUAAAUAUAUAUAUUUAUUUCGAAAAAUCUUGGCUUUAUAUAGUUUCCAAGAUUAUUAUUAUUAUUAUUAUUAUUAAUCCUGUCACUAAUUCCAUAUCUUUUGGUAUGUGACAAUUAUGUUUAUAUAUUAUUUGUUUAAUGCAUUAGGACGACCCUAAUGUUAACGUAUGCCCUACUGUCCUAGCUUCUUAUAGGCUGUGGCUUUAUUUCCUUUGUAUUCAAUUUUGUAAACUUCGAUUUGAAAAUGAAAGAAUCCGGUAACGAAGUUGUCGAACCAA